AUUCACCCCAAUCGUCACAGCAGACGAACCCACCCACUGCCACCCAAAUCGCUCCUGCUGUCUAUCUUCCUCCUCCUGUAGCAUCCGUAGUAGAGGCGGCCGGCGAAUCAGCCCGCCAAUGGCAUCUGCGCGGAGGCCGGCGGCGCCGGCGAAGCCCAGGAAUGGCGGCGGCGGCGGGGCGGGGAGGAAAAGCGCGUGGCUAGCGGCGGACGGGAGCAAGCGGUGGGGGGAGGCGUUCUUCCUGCUCUACACGCCCUUCUGGCUCACGCUCUGCCUCGGCGUCGUCGUCCCCUUCAAGCUCUACGAGAGGUUCAUGGAGCUGGAGUACCUAAUUCUUGGAUUGGUGUCCACCGUGCCCGCAUUCGUGAUCCCUCUGUUCCUAGUAGGGAAGGAAGAUAGUGUUAGAAGUUUGAAAGAUCGAUACUGGGUCAAGGCAAAUAUUUGGAUUAUAACUUUUAGUUAUGUUGGUAACUACUUCUGGACACAUUACUUCUUCACAGUUCUUGGCGCAUCGUAUACUUUUCCAUCAUGGAGGAUGAAUAAUGUACCCCACACGACUUUUCUUUUGACUCAUGCCUGUUUCCUAUUCUAUCAUAUGACAUCAAAUAUGACGCUUCGUAGAUUACGUCGCUCUACAGCUCACUUACCACAGUCUAUCCGGUGGUUAUUUGAAGCCGCAUGGGUUUUAGCACUGUCAUACUUCAUAGCGUACCUGGAGACCCUAGCCAUUGCAAAUUUCCCAUAUUAUGAAUUUGUCGAUCGGGAUAUGAUGUACAAAGUAGGAUCAUUAUUUUACGCAAUCUACUUCAUGAUCAGCUUCCCAAUGUUUUCAAGGAUUGAUGAAAACGAGAAGUGGAACCUGUCCAGGGUAGCUGUCGAUGCUUUGGGUGCAGCGAUGCUUGUUACCAUAAUACUCGACCUAUGGCGCAUAUUUUUAGGGCCAAUAGUGCCCAUCCCUGAGUCAAGACGGUGCGGUCAGCCGGGGCUCGCAUGGUUCGAGGUGCAGAACGAAAGCAUCUAAAUCGGCGCUGCAACAAUUUCGUUGUUUCCACGUGUAUCGCAGACCAUCCUCAAGCAUUCUUCAAGACUGUUAAUUCCGAUCUGCUACUGGAUAAAUGAUAUGAACGACAGAGCGGUGUGGAUAAUGAGGAUGGGCGGUGUUGUCAGCUUGUAAUAUUUGCUUCAUGGUUGAUGCCCAUGCUUGAUCUUGGAACCCUUUUUCGGAUGCAUGAGCAACAGGUACAUCAAAAAGCUAGUAAUAAUGUUAUUUGCCAAAAAAAAUAUAGUAAUGAAAUUUCCCAGAAAGUAAUUUACAUGAUUCUGUGCGAUUAAGCUUGCCUGACCGUGCUCUGCAGAAGUGUUGUAAAAAAGAACGAAACGAUUUAUUUAUUUAUUUUGUUUUUUGCCA
Molecule: messenger RNA, 1408 nt
Organism: Phragmites australis (common reed)
Lineage: Eukaryota; Viridiplantae; Streptophyta; Magnoliopsida; Poales; Poaceae
Product: cycloeucalenol cycloisomerase-like
Exons: 8
Coding region: 119-1021 (300 amino acids)
Molecular function (GO): cycloeucalenol cycloisomerase activity
Source: RefSeq, a predicted model, not a curated record